AAGUUGCUGAAAAUUAAUAAAACUUUUGAUAUUUUUGUUUAAUCUGCAUCUUUUUUAACACGGCGCGGCUAUUAUUUCUCGCAUAAGCAUAAUUAGCACGUUUUACAGCAUAUCAGCUGACUGCUCCUAGACUAAUGCUGGAAGAUGUCGAUUAUCAAGGAAAAACCCACUGUCUGGGAUGUAGCACCAAUACAUUUGAUGAUGGGGGGGAGGGGGGGGGGGUCAACUUUUGCAAGAAUUUUCAUGAACAUGGACUGAGAUCAAAAGAUGUCUUGACUCAUGUGCAAUACCCGAAAAAACCAGCAAAAUUAUCAGGAAAAACAGGAAUAUAAAAUACUUUAUGUAAAACUGUCAAUCUAUAAGGUUGUUGAACGACCUAUCUACUUACAGAUGUAGACGUACAGUGCAGUACGUGUAACGCCCGUAAGUGAGCGGAUCAAAGGAUCUAAUUUUAAUUAAAUUGUUAAACUCCUCGCUUUGUACAUUUUUAUUUGUAUAUAAAUAAACAUAUAUGGGUAAGAAUGGGUUGUCUUGACUACAUAAGAGUACAAGACCGUCAGUCUAUAUAUUACACGGAGUUACAAUCUUUCUUUCUUUUUUCCUGAAAUAUACAUUUCUAAUAAAGCAUCUUUUGCAAUUGUGCAUCUUCAAUAUUUUCAAGAUCCAACAUAUCAGCCCAAUAUGGAAACUUAAUCACACCUGUUAGUGUAGGUAUUAUAUUAUAUUAUUAUAUGAUUGAAUAAUUCCUAGCUCUCUAAUUGGCUGAGAUCUAACAAUGUAGAAGUCAUACUACGUUAUGUUUACCUGUACGUGACCUUCCAGGUGAAUAUAAGGAAUUAUUUUUUUCACAUAGGACCAAAAUAGACCUUCCAGGUGAACAUAAGGAAUUAUCUUUUCCACAUAGGACCAAAAAUAGGUAGUUGAAACUUUCAAUUAAAGAUCAAGAUGAGUAACUGCGUCUUUCUUGUCAAAUCGUGUAGUUUGAUUCAGUAAAUAUUUUAUAACAUUUUUGUUGUUGUUAAUGAUUUUGUAUAUGUAAAUCUGUUCUUUUUUUAUUGAAUAUCACUAAUGACUUUAUGAUUUUAUUGUUAAAAAAUACCGUAAUAUUAUUCUCAUAAAAUGAAAAAAAAAAUGUGCGAUAAUUUUACGCUUUUCUUUCACAUACCAGGCCUAGUCCUAAACCAUUAUUCUCAAAUAAAAUGUAUUAAAUCGCCUCAUAAUCACGAAGGGUUAGUAUGCCGAAGAAAGGCAAAUGUUAUGAAUAUGUAACAAUAUCGUAUUGAACGUUAAGAAUUUUGAAACGGACAAUAAAGACUUGCCUAUAGUGAACGCAUUUGAUUGGUUGGAGGGCGACCGCUUUUUGCCCAUCAUGUUUACAAAGUUCCAUGUCCACGUGAAAGGUGGAUGUUUUCGUAGGUUCAUAUAUAAACAAACGGCCUUCGGAAUUCAUUAAACGUCUGAAACACGAAGAAGCAACUUUGGAUGAUAUAAACUGAGAAUAUUUUUCUGUGAAAUAGAAAGGUAAGCCGCAUUUUAAAAUUAAAUCUUAAUUUAACUAGAUUAGGAAGUUAUUUAGGAACUUAAUCGAGCUACCAUUAAAUAUCUGCAGCUAGGGCUAUUUAGUCUGAAGAGAUCUAAACGAGGGUUGAUUUUUUUAUGUGAAGAGAGAGAAACACACGGUGAUAUUCAUGCAUUUUAUUUCUGAUUAAACGUGUAGUUAGCAUCGAGCACGACACGGUGUGUAGACGUGGGCCUUUAGCAUUCAUUGACCGCGUGAGGUUACGCGACCUAUUUUCCUUGUAAACAGCUGUUCUCGGAGUGACCAGAUAGGGUCACGUUGUUAUCGGCGAUCGUUUAGGUUGACAAGUAUAUAAAUAUCUAUAUAUUUAUGUGGGAUUCCUUUAUAAGACAUUCAAUGAGUUAAACCUUGAAAAAAAUAGCCACAAACAUUGAUAAACAAAAGAGUCACACGCAUGCGCAUAUUGCAUAAUGACGAGUGCAUGAUCACAACAUGCACAAAUAAUGUUGUGAAAUGAGGUCAGUUCAUAUAGACAGAUGAAUCUCUGAACGAUACCUAGUUAUAUAUCGCACAGCAACCGGAAUUCAAUCAUGUUGGACAACGAAAUGUUGGUAGACAGACAUUCGGCCCACGACCUGUGUAGUCCGAUCGAGGCCUCCACAUCUAUGGUGAUGCCCAGUAUUCCCAAAGGGGGUGUUCUGGUCAGGGUUCAGUGCCUUGGCGCGUGCUCACCAGAAGGGCAAAUAAAGAGAAAGGAUUUGCACCCUAUACUGCCAGGCAUUGAAGUAGCUGGAGUUGUGCAGGACGUGUGCCCCUCAAUACCCAACAGGAACUUCAGCACCGGCGACAGGGUCAUUCUGUACCUCGAUGAAGACUUUGCGGAGACUGGCUACCAGGAAUACAUAGCUGUCGAUGACGUCGACAAAUGUCUUCAGAUCCCAGACUGCAUACCUAUAGAAGUGGCGGCAAUGUUGCCAGGAAGUGCUCUCUCGGCUUACAGCGCCGUCAUGAAAGCCAAGCUGCACAUACAGAAACUACAAGAGGUCAAAUCUGGAAUCAAUGUCUUGGUGGUCGGAGCUGGAGGAAUGGGACUUUGGGCGGUGCAGUUAGCCAAUUACAUGCUCUCACAAUUCAGUCAGACUAAUAUCAAAUUGUUUGUAUCGGACAAUAGCAUUGACAAACUACUAACUGCCCUUGACCAUAAUUGUUAUGACGUCAUCCACUGGAACGAGGAGGAUCACGAGCAGUACAUCGUAGAGAGAACGCUAGAAUCAUGCAAAGGUGGAGUGGAUGUAGUCAUUGAUUUUGUCAGCUCGCCAAGAACUGUUCACAGAACUCUCCGAGUCCUUAAUAGGGAGGGGUUGAUUUUAGUUGGAGGCAACACGAUGUCAGAGGUCUGCAUCAACUUAAAUGCCCUGGCAGCAAAACAACAAAGCAUUGUAGGAAUACCGAAGGGUACCCUCAAGCAGCUCCUGGAAUUAGUGGACCUAGUGGCUGAACAGAAGGUUAGUAUCGGAUCCCUUCACAUCGACUAUCAUGUGAUAUCGGUGAUCAAAUUUAAAAUUUUCGAUAAAAAUUUAUCCUUGCUAUAUAAUUCGAUCUACUUUGCUUUAUUUCAGGUUAAACCACCUGUGUUUUCAAUUCAUGACAUCACUGAUGCUAAUCAAGUCUUCGAAGACCUUUAUCAGAGUCGGAUAACGGGGAGAGCCAUUCUGAAGAUCAAUCAUUCACAAACAGUAGACAACUGAACUGUUUGUCAGACGGACAAACCAAAGCCAGCUUAAUGAUACAGAUUUCGAAGUAAUGUAGUGCUGACAUGCAAUACAUAGCGGUUUCCUCGAAUUCUGAGCUUUUCCCAUCAGUCCCGGGAGGACUGAAAUUCGGACAGCCACUUCCUCAUUCAAUCCAUGAUCUGCAAAGUAUAUGGUGCUCUGUGUAAAGCGCUUUGAGACUGAGAGAAUUUCGGUGACCACGUGACGAUCUGAAAUGACAGUCAGUUGAGGUGGACUUGUAGUACUGUUACUGCAAUGACGUGCCACUGGUGUUCAAUAAUUAAUCAUGAUAAAUACCAAUAUAGUCUGCCGGAGCGUCUUGACCUCGAUGACGGAACAUUCAUGUGCUUGACGUGUUCGUGGGCGACUUUAAAGGCCUACUAGUUAUUAAUUUAUUGUGUAGUCGUUGUCCUAUUUCCGUUGAGGCAUUAUUGGUAGCAUUUUAAAUGUGAUAUUGUGUGAGAACGAAGAUAAGCAUGAAAGUAGUUCAAGAUUGUUGUGAAAUAAUGUGAACAGCGUAUGCUUGUGUGAAAAUGAGAAAAUGUUAUUUGUUAUAGCAAGUUUGUCAUGUAUAAUUUUAUACAGUUAUUAAAAUUCAUGAAACUUUG
Ostrea edulis (European flat oyster) is the source of this 3899-nucleotide messenger RNA. Its product is annotated as alcohol dehydrogenase-like. Gene Ontology annotation, molecular function: oxidoreductase activity. The transcript is spliced from 5 exons. NCBI's taxonomy places the organism in Eukaryota, Metazoa, Mollusca, Bivalvia, Ostreida, Ostreidae. The record is from RefSeq and is a predicted model, not a curated record. The coding region runs from base 2110 to 3267 and encodes 385 amino acids.